CGUCACCGCCGCUCCUCGAUAAAAAGGCGGCGGCGGCCGCGGCCCGCCCGCAACGGGCGCCAUGUUCUCCCUCAAGCCCAGGGCCGUGCUCGGCUUCAACCUCUACUGCGGGGGCUCGCCGGCCUUGGCCCCCGCGGCCCCGCCGCCGCGCCCGGAGCCCUCGGCAGGAGCCGCCUCAGGAGCCGCCGCCCCGGCCGGAGCCGCCUCAGGAGCCGCCGGAGCCGCCUCAGCCGAGCGGGCCCCCCUCGCUGCCGCCGGCCGCCCCCCCCGCACGCUGAUUGGCUGCGGCGCCGCGCCGCGCGCGCUGAUUGGCUGCGGCGCGGCUCUUUGGCGCCCCGAGCAGGAGCUGGACGGCUGCGACCCCGACGCCGAGAAGGGCCCUCCCGAGGAGGAGGAAGGGGGGGAUUCCCUGCCCGGCACCCCCCCGGGACCCCCCGACCCGCUCCGGCAGGACACGCUGGAGCUCAUCGGCCGCUACCUGCGGGAGGCGGCGGGGGAGGCCUCGCCGGCCGGCGGCAAAAAGCUGUUUCCCGGGCUACUGGGUGGACCCGGCCGGCCCGGAGCGGCGGGGGAGGCCGUGAUGGAGAAGGCGCUGGAGACGCUGCGGAGGGUCGGGGAUGGGGUGAUGAGGAAGCACGAGCUCGCCUUCCAAGGGAUGCUGCGGAAGCUGGAGCUGCGGCAGGAGCAGGACCUGCAGGCCGUGGUGGAGGUGGCCAACCACGUCUUCAGCGACGGGGUCACCAACUGGGGCCGGGUGGUGACUCUGGUGGCCUUCGGUGCCUUCGUGGCGCGGCAGCUGCGGGGCCCCCAGCGGGACCGGGGCGUCACCAGCCUGGCUCAGAUCCUCACCGACGCCCUGGUGACCUCCAGGAGGGACUGGCUGCUCAGCCAGGGAGGAUGGGAGGGCUUUGUGGACUUUUUCCGGGUGGAGGACCUGGAGGGGAGCAUCCGGAACGUGCUGGUGGCCUUUGCCGGGGUGGCCGGGCUGGGGGCAGGCCUGGCCUACAUGAUCCGCUGAGCCCGGGCCCGGCGCUGGACUCGGCUCCCAGGGGCUGCAGGAGCUGCUCAGCCCCUCCCAGAGCUGCCCCCGGCACCAUUCCCAGCGGGAAGCAGCCCCCAGGGAGGGGGAAGCGAGGUUUGGCCGCUCUUCCUCCCGGAGGACGAGGAUGAGGAUGAGGAUGGUGACGACGAUGGGAAGCUGCACCUGGAGCCCGGAGGGAUCCACCCGGGAAGCACCAGUGGCUCCCGGGCUGGGACUGCGAGGAGAGAGGCCUGGGAGAGGAGCCUGGGAGAGGAGGGGGUGUCCCGGGGCCGUGGGAAUGCCUCUGGAAUUCUGGGAACAGCCCCCUCCCCCCGCGGGAAGCUGGAGCAGAACCGCUGGAUCCUGGGAAUGCUGAGCCCUCCCCUUCUGGAUCCUGGGAAUGCUGAGCCCUCCCCUUCUGGAUCCUGGGAAUGCUGAGCCCUCCCCUUCUGGAUCCUGGGAAUGCUGAGCCCUCCCCUUCUGGAUCCUGGGAAUGCUGAGCCCUCUCCCCGGGGUGGGUGGUGUGUUCCCUUGGGAAGGGGCAGAGCCCUGGGAUCUGUGGGAUCCGUGGGAUGUGUGGGAUGCACCGCCAGGACGUGGAAUGGCUGGAGCCCUGCCCUCCCCCUCCCUCCCGGGGGGGGUCCCAAAACCAGGGAGGGAAUUCCUGAGGAUUUGCCAGCCCAGCCCCCACCCCCCGCAGAGACCCCCGGGAAUGUGGAAAUCCCUGGGAAAAGGACAUUUGGGCGGAGCUGGGGAUGGGAAAAAGAGAAAAAACAAAC
Messenger RNA from Chiroxiphia lanceolata (lance-tailed manakin), 1800 nucleotides. RefSeq names its product MCL1 apoptosis regulator, BCL2 family member (gene MCL1). Bases 62 to 1018 code for a protein of 318 amino acids. Gene Ontology annotation, biological process: intrinsic apoptotic signaling pathway in response to DNA damage; extrinsic apoptotic signaling pathway in absence of ligand; positive regulation of apoptotic process. The transcript is spliced from 3 exons. The record is from RefSeq and is a predicted model, not a curated record. Gene Ontology annotation, molecular function: protein heterodimerization activity; channel activity; protein homodimerization activity. Lineage: Eukaryota; Metazoa; Chordata; Aves; Passeriformes; Pipridae. Gene Ontology annotation, cellular component: mitochondrial outer membrane.